CGGGAUUUCGGCGACGUCACCAUGGUGUCGCAUGCAACGCCGCGUUAUCUUUUAUUAAGAGUCGAGCUACCUCCGAGGACCCUCAGUAAAUCCACACCGGCCCAUACCCACACGUUAUACUCGCACUCUCGUCCUCAUUCUCGAGUUUUACUUCACGCUGCGAUCCAGGACUUGACUUCCGCAUAGUUUUUAACACAGACCAAGAUGAAGGUCCUCACAAAGGAAGAAGAACAGGCGCAUUACAAUGCUACCAUCAAGGGCGGAACAAUAGGAGGUGUUAUUGGCCUCACGAUUGGUGCCGCAGGUGUCGUGGGUGCGAGCAGACGAUAUGCGAGUUUUAGAGCUCUUACCGUCCCGUUCCGAGCUUUCCUCGUCGCCUCAACAGGAACAUUUAUCUCCGUUAUUGCCGCCGACCGCGCUUCCGCUGCCUACGACAUUGAGCACACCCCCGAAAAGAAGCGCCAAGUCGAGCGCGAACGCGAACGCGAAGCCCUCCUCGAAGCCAACAAAUCCGUCUAUGAACGCGCGAAAGAAUGGACAACCGACAACCGAUACCCGCUCCUCUUCGGCUUCUGGGUCGCCUCCAUGGCCGGCUCCUGGGCAUUGGUCAACCGCAAUCCUUAUUUGAGCGGAAGUCAGAAGUUGGUGCAGGCUAGGAUGUACGCGCAGGGCGGCACACUGGCAGCGCUGUUAACUAGCUUUGCGCUUGAGGGGAAUGACGCGGCCAAGGGCAAGGGUCGGUGGGAGACGAUCAAGGUGUUGGAUCCUAAUGAUCCCGAGCACAAGCAUAUUAUUGAAAAGAGGAUUCAUCAUGAGAGGUAUUCUGGGGAGGACCAAUGGAGAGAAAUGAUUGAGGCUGAAGAAGAGCGCAUAAACGAGCGCAAGGCUGCCGCUGCAAAGGCCAAAGACCAGGAACAGCAGGCGACGAAGAAGGAGACAAAGUCUGAAAAGUCAUGAACAUCUACAACCCUAUUCCCCGACCCCCACAGAGUUUCAACCCGAGAGCAUCCCAUAGCCUGCUUUUGUUGAAAAGUAUUGUCGUUUCCCGGCGUUUGGUGGUAUCUUGCGAUACAAUUCUUUUAAAGUACCUCCGAAAUUUGUAUCAUUACUCUCGGAUUUCCAAUGGACAUAAAUGUAGCGCCAGCAUGGUAGACAUGACCGCGCUGGAAAAGAGCGUUUCAAUUCAUAGUUCGAUCAAGAUUGCACAUUUUUGCAAUACUCACCAACGGUUGAAUAACUUCUCAUUCUUCCAGUAUCGAUUGCUUUGAACAGUUCUUCAG
Cucurbitaria berberidis CBS 394.84 is the source of this 1280-nucleotide messenger RNA. RefSeq lists its product as uncharacterized. Gene Ontology annotation, biological process: mitochondrial respiratory chain complex IV assembly. The record is from RefSeq and is a predicted model, not a curated record. Gene Ontology annotation, cellular component: mitochondrial inner membrane. NCBI's taxonomy places the organism in Eukaryota, Fungi, Ascomycota, Dothideomycetes, Pleosporales, Cucurbitariaceae. The transcript has 4 exons. Bases 205 to 957 code for a protein of 250 amino acids.